Messenger RNA from Sipha flava (yellow sugarcane aphid), 1865 nucleotides. Its product is annotated as zinc finger MYM-type protein 1-like. Lineage: Eukaryota; Metazoa; Arthropoda; Insecta; Hemiptera; Aphididae. The transcript is spliced from 2 exons. The record is from RefSeq and is a predicted model, not a curated record. Bases 1117 to 1563 code for a protein of 148 amino acids.
UAAUAUCUGAAUAUCUGGAUAAAAUUACAAAUAAGUCAGUACUCGGUCAUCGGUUAUCACUACAACAGUGUUAGUGUUGAAAGUUCGCAAUUGACGAUAAUAGUUGUUUAAAGAUGAGUGCUAAAAGAAUUAAAUUAAGUGGUAGUGAAUAUCGUAAAAAGGCAAUCGAAAAAAAUAAAAAAAAUAAAGAUGUUAUUGAACAAUGUCAAAAAUUGGACAGUUUUUUUAAAAAGACUUCUCCACUUAAUAUUGAAAUUGAAAGUGUAAAUACUCAAACAAUAAUAAAUGUUGACGAAUCGGUAGAUAAUUCUAUCGUACAAAGUUGUGAUAAAACAGAUUCUUUACUUGAAAAUGUUGUCGAAAAUAAUUGUUUAAAGGGCAAUAGCAGUAAUUAUGAUAAAUCAUUAUUUGAGAGUUCCGUCACUAUACCAAGUUCAGAUCCAGCUGAAUGGAAUCUUACUUCUCCUGAAAUAAUAAAUUAUUUGUUAAAAAAUCCACCAUUUGAAAUUAGGGACCAUAUCGAUUUUUAAAAAUACUAAACGAUUGUAUGGCAAACAAUUAAGAAAACUUCCAAGUAAUAUAUUUGAAAGACGUCUUCUUAAUGGUGAAUGUAAAAAUAGAUCUUGGCUUCUUUAUUCGAAAUCAAAAAAUGCCUUGUUUUGUUUUCAAUGUCUUAUUUUUGCAACUAAAAAACAAGUAUUUAGUGAUCCAUCUGUAGGAUUUACAAAUUGGCAAAAGUGUCACCAUUUAGUUGCAGAACACGAAAAAAGUUUAUCUCAUAGUACAUGUGUCCGUAAGUGGUUUUUAAGAACCGCUAAAAAUACUGAGGUUAUAGAUAAUGCUUUGCAAGAACAGGUUAGUAACGAAAUUAAUUAUUGGAAAAAUGUAUUACAUCGCGUAGUUUCGACAAUACAAUUUUUAUCAGAAAGAGGGCUUGCUUUUCGUGGAGAAAAUGAAAAUUUUGGUUCAAAACACAAUGGAAAUUAUCUAGGAUGCUUAGAGCUCAUUUCUAAAUUCGAUCCAUUCCUUGGAAAUCAUAUAUCGAACCACGGAAAUAAAGGCCGUGGUAAUGUGUCUUACUUGUCAUCCACAAUAUGCGAUGAAUUUAUAUCAUUAAUGAGCAAAACAGUUAUUGAUAACAUUGUAAUUCAAAUCAAAAAAUCAAAAUACUUUUCAAUCAUUGUUGAUUCGACCCCUGAUAAUACCAAAGUAGACCAAUUGACCAUUAUUAUAAGAUAUAUAACAGAUAAUAGUUCUAUCAUUGAAAGAUUUGUGGGAUUCCUUAAAUCAGUCGGUCACGAAGGUGAGGAUAUGGAAACUGCUUUAAUUCAACAUUUUACAGAUUUAGAUAUUAAUUUUAAAAAUUGUAGAGGGCAAUCCUAUGACAACGCGUCAAAUAUGUCAGGCAUAUACAAUGGAUUACAGGCUCGUAUUAAACGAAUAUCUAAACAAGCGUUGUUUGUACCGUGUGCAGCGCAUUCGUUGAAUUUGGUAGGGUCAAACGCUGCUGAAGCUACCAGUGAAGGGACUCGGUUUUUUUUUCAACACACAGAUGGUUUUUAAUUUUUUUUUUUAGCUCAACAAGUCGUUGGGAACUUUUAGAAAAAUAUCUAAAUACAAUUGAAGGUUCGUUAAGUAUCAAAAAUUUAUGUAAAACUAGGUGGUCAUCGAGGUAUGAUGUAUGCAAAUCCCUAAAUAUCGGAUACAAAGAAAUCUUAAAUGUUCUAGAAGUAAUAUACUCAGAUAAAAAUCAAUGACCAGCAGUAUGUCAUGAGGCAAAAUCUAUUUAUAAAAAAAUGAGUAUUUUGGAAUUUUCAUUUAUGUUAUGCAUGUGGUAUCCAAUUUUAAAACGUUUUGAAGCAACU